Molecule: messenger RNA, 5621 nt
Organism: Lepus europaeus (European hare)
Lineage: Eukaryota; Metazoa; Chordata; Mammalia; Lagomorpha; Leporidae
Gene: PELI2
Product: pellino E3 ubiquitin protein ligase family member 2
Exons: 7
Coding region: 32-1501 (489 amino acids)
Biological process (GO): regulation of Toll signaling pathway; protein polyubiquitination
Molecular function (GO): ubiquitin protein ligase activity; protein binding
Source: RefSeq, a predicted model, not a curated record
GGAGACCGUGGCGGCGGCCGAGCGCGGCUCCAUGUUUUCCCCCGGCCCGGAGGAGCCCUGCGCCCCCAAUAAGGAGGCGGUGAAAUACGGGGAGCUGGUGGUCCUGGGGUACAAUGGUGCUUUACCUAACGGAGACCGAGGGCGCAGGAAGAGCAGGUUCGCCCUGUACAAGCGGCCCAAGGCGAACGGCGUCAAGCCCAGCACGGUGCACGUGAUCUCCACACCGCAGGCGUCCAAGGUGAGAGAGCCCCGACCACCACAUAGAGGAGACUGCGACAGAGAAGCAGAGGAUGUUAGAAAAACACGUGACAGAGAAGCAGAGGAUGUUAGAAAAACAUGCGACAGAGAAGCAGAGGAUGUUAGAACAACAAACAGAUUUGAAAUGCAACAAAAUAUUCUACUUGAAAAGCUAUUGAGUUUCCCAGAACAUCACACGGAGAUACAGGCUAUCAGCUGCAAAAGCCAGCACAGCAUAUCCUACACCUUGUCAAGGAGUCAGACUGUGGUGGUCGAGUACACACAUGACAAAGAUACGGACAUGUUCCAGGUGGGCAGAUCCACGGAGAGCCCCAUCGACUUCGUGGUCACCGACACCAUCUCCGGCAGUCAGGGCGCCGAGGAGGCCCAGAUCACCCAGAGCACUAUCUCCAGGUUCGCCUGCAGGAUCGUGUGCGACAGGAACGAACCCUACACCGCACGGAUAUUUGCGGCCGGGUUCGACUCCUCCAGAAACAUAUUCCUUGGGGAAAAGGCCGCGAAGUGGAAGAACCCCGACGGCCAGAUGGAUGGGCUCACCACCAACGGCGUGCUGGUGAUGCAUCCGCGGGGCGGCUUCACCGAGGAGUCGCAGCCCGGGGCCUGGCGCGAGAUCUCCGUCUGUGGGGACGUGUACACCUUGCGGGAAACCAGGUCGGCCCAGCAGCGGGGCAAGCUGGUGGAGAACGAGAGCAACGUGCUGCAGGACGGCUCGCUCAUCGACCUGUGCGGGGCCACGCUGCUCUGGAGGACGGCCGACGGCCUCUUCCACACGCCCACGCAGAAGCACAUCGAGGCGCUGCGCCAGGAGAUCAACGCCGCGCGGCCGCAGUGCCCCGUGGGGCUCAACACGCUCGCCUUCCCCAGCAUCAGCCGCAAGGAGGUGGUGGAGGAGAAGCAGCCCUGGGCCUACCUGAGCUGCGGCCACGUGCACGGCUACCACGACUGGGGCCACCGCAGCGACGCGGAGGCCAACGAGCGCGAGUGCCCCAUGUGCAGGACUGUGGGCCCCUACGUGCCCCUGUGGCUCGGCUGCGAGGCGGGCUUCUACGUGGACGCGGGGCCGCCCACGCACGCCUUCACGCCCUGCGGACACGUGUGCUCCGAGAAGUCGGCCAAGUACUGGUCCCAGAUCCCGCUGCCCCACGGCACGCACGCCUUUCACGCCGCCUGCCCGUUCUGCGCCACGCAGCUGGUCGGGGAGCAGAACUGCAUCAAACUCAUCUUCCAGGGCCCGAUCGACUAGCGCCCGCGCCCGCGCCCCUCGACUUCUGUUAACAAGUUACUGUGAAGAUCCCGCCCCUGGCCCUCAAGUGGACCUUUUCCUAAGGCUGUGGAUGAGAGGAGGGCGCGGGCGGGGCAGGGACCGGGCAGGGGUCCCAGCCCCCGCGGGCUCUGCCUGGAUCCAAGCAUAACAUCUUUCUUAAGAACUGCAUUGCCGAUGCCACGCUUUGGUUUGUAACCUUGGGCUUUUUUUAAACCAAGUGUUUUUGUUGUUGUUGUUUCUUCCUUUUUAAACUUGGACAAGUCCUGUUUUACACCUGUAGAAGACAUGCAUUGGCCGGUUAUUGGCGCUCAGUGGGCACCCGAGGGGGCCGCCCCUGGGCAGCCUCUAUGGUGGUGGGAACCCCACCGGAGGCCGAAGGGGGCUCCCUCUGUGUGGGGGGGAGCAGAGGGCCUUAGGCACAAGUCGGGGGAGGGUCCCAGAAUCUGGGGCUUCUCUUCUGACUUAUUUUUCUUAAUUUUGGGGGAGACAAUAUUCACCUAAUUUUGCUUUUACUUCAGUGGAAUUUAUAUACUCAUUCAUCAAAUAACUUGGCAUUUCAAAGAAUUUCCCGCAAGUUUUCCGUCAGCUUUUUGUUACUCGUGCGCAUCGUUCUUGGUCCAUGAUACCCAUCUCGCUUAGCCAGAACGGUUUGGUGGACUAAACCGCAGCAGUUCUCGAAGCUUCCAUAACAGAGGGUGCUUCCUACAGCAGGAGGCGUGGCCUCUGCACUGUGAUACCAACCUCCUUUGCUUGCUGAACUGUGUAAGAUACAAGAGUGGUUAAAAAUAAGCUGCUGCUUUUUGAAGCCACUUGUUGGAUCAUAAGAAAGCCAAGAAUCCCUGAGCCUCAAAGCAACAAAUCAGAGCGAAAAUCAUUUCUAUUCACUUAGUUCCCACCAUCUGUCACCUUCCCCUGCUGCCUAAGGAGCUCUGGAAGUUUUGAAAAUGUUUGCAAAUCAGACUAAAUUUAUAUGUGAUCAUUAGAUACACACACACACCAAGUGGUACAUCUGCAGAGGUAAUUUGAAAUUCUUGAUUUUGGGAGAGUGAGCGAGUGUUUACUGAAGAAUAAUUAAACCAGAAUUUCACGUGCACCGGCAUCCCUCUCCGUUAGCUUCGUUCGUUUUGAUUAAUAAUUCUUGGAUGCUCAUUUCUCUGUUCUCGGUACCACCAGCAUCACCACACCCAGACAGUAGAGAUCCUUGAAGACGUGGACUGCUAGGGGCUGGCUGAGAUAAAAUAGGUCCCUGCCACCUGGGGCUAGUCUCUAUUUAAGCUAACAUCCUCUUACACUGACCACUGCAGAGUUGAGCUACCUUUUUUAAUGUUUGUAUAUAGACAUAUGUAAUUUAUAUGACUCUAAUAUACUGUUAUAUCCUUACUUGAAUUGGUUCUUCCACAUUUUGCCUACUGGCAAAUAUUUUGCCUCUGUUCAGUCAUUCUGAUCUAUUGACUGCCCUUUUCCUUAAAAGUGAUGACAGAUUCCUCGUGACCGCUGCUGCUUAAUUGGACUUCAUAUUUUCAAAGUUCAGCCUCUCCGUUUUAAAAAAUAGCUUUAUUUACAAUGGAGAGCAUUGUGUAGGAUGAGGCGUUUUUGGCUUUGGGUUUUGUUUUUGUCCUUUUUUUUUUUUUUUAACAAUGCAAAAAUCCAACAACAGUCCUCUUCCUGGUGGCUUCCUCUGCUCUGUGCAGCCUCCACUUCCUGUGCCCAGAAAAUGAGAGGCGGAAACAUGGAAUAACCUAGAAUAAUACAGUGAAUGCCUUCUGACGUAGCCAGAGUCGCCUGUGAUUCACUUUGCCCGAGACAGAGUGUCUGUUUAGCCUGUGAUUCUUUGGGCUCCAAAGGAUAAUAAAGGAGGCAGCUUGUUCCCUUUGCUUGUGGCUAGGAGCUGAUUGGAGGAUUCUUGACACCCUAAAAAUCAUCUUGUAAGAUAAAUGGCCUCACAUCAAGAAAAGCCAGAUUUUUACCUACCAAAAAAAAAAAAAAAAAAAAGAAUAUUUUUUUCCAGAAAGUUAUGCUCCAAUGUCAUGAUUUACCAUUGCAGGGGCCAUGUCUAGUAGUUGGGCCUGAGACAUGCACCCCAAAAUAAAGUGAUCUUUCCGCUUGAAAAGUCUCUGACUUUCAUAAGCGCAGAGAGUUUAAGUGUAAGUUGAACUCUGGGUAAUGACUCUCAAGCGGUGACAGCAAAGCCACCCUCUGUGGGAUCCACAUCUCUCCCGUUGGGUCCCAGGUGAGGCCUCCUCUCCCCCUGCCCAGGGGACCACAGAGAGGUGCCUGGUCUGCCCCAAGGAAACCAUGCUCAGCGUGGCCCCCUUCAAUGUGGUUCCCUUAAAAUGUGGACGAAGGAGAUUUUGUUUUUCAGGGUUGAAACACCUCUGUGUGUGGGAAUGAAGAACUCUAGCUCAGCAGAGUGGAAUAAUACAGUUCAGAAAAGGCCACUUUUGUGUCGCAGUGUUGCUUGCUGUCACGUUACAAGGCAGGUCUCAGGCCCCUUGUGGACACGGAAGGAAAUUGCUGCCCACUUAUCCUGGCUAAGAUGCCUUUGUGAGUAAGUUUCCGGGAGAGAAUCCCAAGUGAUGUAUUCCCAUAGGUGAUGUUCUUUUUUUUUUUUUCUUCAGUUGUUUAUGUCAAUUUACUACAAAAACAAAGCAAACAAAAAAAAAACCACAAUGAUUCAGAGUUAACUGGUUAUAACUCUGAGUAUUUUUCUAAUCCAAAAUUUUUUUAUUAUUACUAAUCGGUGCUGUCGGGUCAUGUAUGCUGUAACUCUCAACAUUUCUCUUAUUUGGCUAAACUGUUUGCAAAAAGGGCUACAGUUCACACUGCAGAAUAAGUACUUAGCUUUCUGGGUUCCCCCUCAACUGUGGCCCAAAAGAAUUGAAAUCUUUUAAUAUAAAUAGAAAGCAUAUUUAUCAUUCCUCGAUAGUUAAUUAUAGAGUUUGGUACCUCUGUGCCUCAGGGAAGCCUCGUGGUAUGACUGGUUAUAGAAUUUCAGGGUUAGGGUUUAAAGAAAGGAGAAAGCCAUUGGAAAAACGAUGGGCUCCAUUCAGGAGACUAAUGAAUCCGGAUGCAGAAAUAUGCCAGGGCCUGGCGUAAACAUGAUUGUAGUAGAAUUUAUUUUCCAGUACCAGUAGGGCAAUCAUUCUUCUAAGUUAUUACUUGUACCGUAGUUGGAAAGGUGAGGGCAACUCUUGUCUUCAUAAAGCUCCAAUGCCUUUUACUUUUGCAUACAUAGAAAAACUCAAACCUCUGUUCUUGGGGAGCUUGGUGGUGGUGUUUGGGCACUUUUGAGAGUGUAAGGAGAACAUUUUUUUUUUUUUUACUUAUGUGUAAUCGAGGUUUGGAGUUGUGACCCCAGUUCUGUGUGGUUCUGCUCACUUUGUUUUCUCUUUUGAAGCCAUUCUCUCUCUGAGAGUGUGUGGCCACACCAUCGCCAGUGCUGGGUAAGACAGGAGGGCUACGUGCAGUCUCGCCCCACAGCAGUGGAAUCUCUGAGAGACAAACCACGGGACCUUUAAGCCACAUCCUGUCCUGUUCCCGUGGCUGUGCCGCCUCUGCCGGCUCCGAGCGUGCAGCUCUUCCGGUGCUGGAAAUAAAGCACAGCUCUGUGACCAUUUCUCUGUGCCCCGGAGUCCCAGGGAACAGCAUCAGGAACUUUUGAAAAGAAUGUAAACAGGAUUGAAGCAGUGACACACAAGGCGGCUCAGUAUUUUCCUUUUAGUGAGACGUACAUCCUCACAGAUACGUUUUUACCCUCAUGAAGAAUCCCUAGAGAAAGAUGGGGAAGAACUAUUUUUCCAGGUCUACUUCGUUGUUUCUAAACAUGUUUCUAAACAAAACUGAACAAAAGGGAAGUCACUUCUUCCCAGCUGAGAUGACAGAUUGCUUCUCUGUAUUAAACAGUCCGGACAUUAAGGGGGUGGUCAUAUUUACCACGUAUAGUGUUAUGAGCAGUUAAAUUUUAUGGAUAUAUUUGUAAAAUCGUUCUUUUAUAUUUCAUGUCAAAUUGAAAAGUUUUUAUUUCUUCACUAUUGUACCUGUGGAAAUACAAGCCAUUUUACAGGAAAAAUCUUCAGAAACUAUUAAAUGGAUCUCCGUA